Messenger RNA from Phymastichus coffea, 1711 nucleotides. RefSeq names its product pre-mRNA-splicing factor 38B. Lineage: Eukaryota; Metazoa; Arthropoda; Insecta; Hymenoptera; Eulophidae. The record is from RefSeq and is a predicted model, not a curated record. The transcript has 6 exons. The coding region runs from base 278 to 1423 and encodes 381 amino acids. Gene Ontology annotation, cellular component: precatalytic spliceosome.
UGAGUACUUCGACUGUGGCUGCAUGAACGCAUUGUUUGGUUACAAAUUCAGAAAUGAUGUUGUUAAUUUUUAAUUGAAUUUGAUUGUUUUUCAUAGUUAAACACGUACGUCGAUAUAAAAAAGUCACUCUACUGCAAGUUCUUAAAAACGGAGUUCCGAAAUUCAGGCCUUGACAACGACUGAUGAAUAAUGAUGUCUUUAGUAUAUCUGUGCAUUAUUGGUGUAUUUUGUGCUGUUUAAUUUAACCUAAAGAAAGUUAAUAUUUUCUUAUUUAAUCAUGGAUAAUGCAGAUGGUUCUCCAUGGAACAAUUCAAGUGGUUGCGAAGAGGACCGCAAACCAGUCCAGAAGGAGGGAAAAAAGUCAAAUACUUUGCCACUGUGGGGAAAUGAGCGUACUAUGAACCUCAAUCCUUUAAUUCUAACAAAUAUUCAGUCCUCGCAUUACUUCAAAGUCAAUUUAUAUGAGCUCAAAACUUAUCAUGAAGUCAUAGAUGAAAUAUAUUACAAAGUAGCACACUUAGAACCGUGGGAGAAAGGAAGUAGAAAAACAGCUGGACAAACUGGAAUGUGUGGAGGUCGGUUUAUGCAGGUCAGGGGUGUUGGUGCCGGAGGUAUCGUUUCAACGGCAUAUUGCUUGCUAUACAAACUCUUCACACUACGAUUAACUAGGAAACAGCUAAAUGGGCUUAUCAACCAUCCUGACUCUCCAUACAUACGAGCCUUAGGUUUCAUGUAUAUCAGAUAUACGCAACCACCAGCUGAUCUAUUCAGUUGGUAUGAAGAUUAUCUCGAGGAUGAGGAGUCUAUGGAUGUGAAAGCAGGUGGAGGUCAAGUGAUGAAAAUCGGGGAUAUUCUGAAGCAGUGGCUUACAAAGCUGGAAUGGUUCUCAACACUUUUCCCCAGAAUACCAGUGCCUAUACAAAAGGAACUUGAGCAACGACUAGGUGAAAGAUUUCCACAAAACACAGCCAAUUCACGAAACUCGAAACCUGUGAUCACUUUAAAUAACCAAGGGAAGUAUGGUGGUGGUGGAAGAAGGGACGAGGGCCCACGACCGAGGCACAUUCCCGACAGCGAAUGCCAGUGGGGCGAAGCUGAGAAAUCGAGCCAGUGGCGUGCCAGGUCAAGUGAAGACCGCGGAGACAGAUCGAGGGACAGGUCGAGAGGACGAGAUAGAGGAGAUGAUCGAGGUCGAGAUAGAGAAAGACACAGGAGCAGAGACAGAUCACGCGAUCGUGAUCGAGACAAGUACGAGAAGAGCCGUCGACACAGGAGCCGCAGUCGCGAAAGGUCGCACAGAGACCGUAGUAGGGACCGAUAUCGUGAUAAGGGUGAUAAGGACAGAUAUAGAGAGAGGCGGUCAUCACCAAUAGACUAUGCUGCUGAACUCGCUCGAGAGAAAGAACGACAACGGAGAAUGUAAAAAGAAAAAGCAAAGGAUGAAUAUACUUUUUUAUUCGCUAUAUAAAUAAUUGCCGACUCUACUUUAAAGACAUUACUCAGUACAACAUAUUUAUAUGAAGUGUAAAUUGUAAUAACGAAGUAAUUGUAUAAAUAUGAGCAUUGAGUUUUCAUCAAUGAGACCACAUAUAGAUUGACCAAUCCAUUUUUGCCGUUUUCAAUUUUACUCUAUCUUCUUCUCUUCGUAACACACGGAGAGAUCCUAACGUAAAUCAGUCUACAACACAGAAUUGUCCAAAUUUUAAAAGUA